Molecule: messenger RNA, 1702 nt
Organism: Humulus lupulus (European hop)
Lineage: Eukaryota; Viridiplantae; Streptophyta; Magnoliopsida; Rosales; Cannabaceae
Exons: 1
Coding region: 210-1403 (397 amino acids)
Biological process (GO): regulation of DNA-templated transcription; chloroplast organization
Cellular component (GO): chloroplast
Molecular function (GO): double-stranded DNA binding
Source: RefSeq, a predicted model, not a curated record
AGAGGGAAAAAAAUAACUCACGACUUUGCAACCUGAAAAUCUCACAUUUUUCAACCUCAGAUUCUCCGCAAAUCAUCAGACCCACGACUGUUCUUUUUGUUUUGUUUUGUUUUGUUCUUGCAAGUAUGUUCUGCAAGUAAUAGCAUCCUUGAUUUGUGUGAGGUUGUGGUGCAAUCAGUUACAGAGAUGCACACCAUGUGUUCGAGAAAAUGCCUCUGAUGAUAACCCGUGUAACUUUUUCUCGUUUCUUCUUCACCUCACAAUUCACCAACAACCCAGCUAGGAAUUCUGUCCGCCUUUUCUCUUCUCGAUCUUCCCCCGCCACAAUCCAAAUCCCAAACUCAGCUCUGGUCGAUUGCCUCAUACACACCUACAAACUCACCAAAGCACAAGCCUUUGCCAUUUCUGUUCCCUUCUCAUCACUUAGAUCCCCUCAUAAGCUCCAAUCAGCUCACAAACUUCUCCUAGAACACGGCUUAUCAGAAAAACACAUACAGUCAGUGAUCCUAAGCUCACCCAAGAUCUUGUUUUCUGAUGUUGACAAGGUACUCAGACCGAAGCUCGAGGCUUUGGGGCAGUUGGGAAUCGAUGGUUAUGAUUUGGGCAAGUUCAUUUCCAAGAAUCCAACAGUCUUGGCACGUAGCUUGGAGAAAAAGUUAGUGCCUAGCAUUGAAAUUCUUAAAGACAUUUUGGGAUCUGAUGCAAAAGGCAAAGACUUCAUGAGAAUUCUCAGGAGUAGAUGGAUUUUGUGGGCAGACCCUCAAAGGUUGUUGGCCAACCGCGCCUUCUUAGAGAGUUGUGGCAUUGUUGGCCCUCAGCUCGUUUCGCUAUUGAAGAGAGAGCCUCGUGUUUGUCUUAUGCAGGAAUCCGAGCUCAGAGAGCUUGUUAGCAGGGUGUUAGACAUGGGCGUUCCGCUUGGUUCAACCAUGUUCCCCCACGCACUCCAUGCAGCUGGCGGCUUGAACAAACAGACGCUCGAGAAAAGAUUCGUGCUUCUUGGCAAUCUUGGUUUUGCCAAAGAAGAAAGCUUGGAGAUGUUUAGAAGAGCACCGCAUUUGCUUAGGACGUCCGACAAGAAGUUGGAGUUGGGAGUUGAUUUCUUCUUGAACACGGCUAAGUUCAAGAGGCUGACGUUGAUUCGAUCGCCUGCGUUGUUGAUGUUCAGCAUGGAGGGGAGGGUGAUUCCUAGGUACAAGGUUUUCGAGGUUUUGAAGACGAAAAAGCUGUUCAAGAAUGGUCCUAGUUUUCACUCUAUGUUGGUGUAUUCUGAGGCUCAGUUCUUGCAAAAGUUUGUGCUGAAGUUUGGAGAUGAUGCUGCUGAACUCUUGGCUGCUUUCAGGGGUCAUAUGUCUGAUUCAAAUUCACAUGAAGAAGAAGAAGAAGAAGAAGAAGAAGAAUCUUAGUUCAAGUUAAAGGCUUUGUCUAAGUAAACUUAGGAUUUCUCCAAUAACUUUAAGGCUUUGUGUAAGUAGAAAUUUUACAAGGGGAAAGACUAGAAACUGGAAAGAGAAACAUAUUGUUUCAAAAUUUACUUAUUUUAGUUUUCAGUACUAAAAAAUUACAUCAAACUCUCACUAAUCCUAUAAAAACACUUCUUUCAUUUAUUUUUUGGGUACAAGUAUUGUUUUUUUUUUCUUUCUAAAAUAUAAGUUUUCAUGGGAAACUAGACUAUAUAAAUAUAUAUGGGUAAAUAUUUAUUUAA